Messenger RNA from Juglans microcarpa x Juglans regia, 2018 nucleotides. Its product is annotated as L10-interacting MYB domain-containing protein-like. The transcript is spliced from 4 exons. Lineage: Eukaryota; Viridiplantae; Streptophyta; Magnoliopsida; Fagales; Juglandaceae. The coding region runs from base 857 to 1777 and encodes 306 amino acids. The record is from RefSeq and is a predicted model, not a curated record.
UUUCUUUUCAUUUUGAGCGAAUCUACAUCCGUCACCCGCCACCUCAAUAUAAACGGAGCAAUUUUUCCUUUUUUUUAUUAUUUCCUUCUCACUUUCCGUUUGGACGAGUCUUAUUUGGCUCUCUCGCCGUCCCAACUUUCCGACCCUAAUUCCGAUCAGGGUUUGAAUCAUACUUCAUCCGUGUCUCUGUUUGGUUUGUCGAAGCAGAAUGAGUCAAAAAGGGAGGAAACAUACUAAAAGGAAAACUUUUUACGAGGGAAAGCUAUUCCCUUUUCCUCAACACAUCCUGAAAACCAAAGUGAGGGUUUUUUGUGUACUGUAUAACAAGAUCGCAAUGUAGAGAGCGGUGUAGUCGAGCAUUGGGCAGCUUUUUUUAAAUUGAAGCUGGUCAUCCACUGUCCGAACAGCCAAUCAAUUUAGUGUUUGCAUAUGCAUAAUGAAACUGAUUUAUUGGGAUGAAAAUGCCACCGAUUUGUGCUCUUUUUCUUUUCCAUUUUUUAUUUUUUGUGAGAAAAACUUAAUGAACUCAUGCAAGGGGGAUAUUUGGAAUAAAGGGUUCCAAGUAAGUUGGAAAAAAAUCACUAGGCUCGAGUGGUAAAAGGCCUUGGUCUUGGUGUAUGCUCCCUCCAAGGUCCAAAGUUCGAAUCCAACUAGGUGCAAACAAUUUUAUAGGGGCCAUCAGACUGGGGGUUUUCCCCUUGAAUUACCCGAGAUAUACUCGUGGGAAACUUCUUAUCCUCGCCAGUGCACCCCGGGAUUAGUCGGGACGCUAUUCCUGGACACCCGGUGCCAAGAAAUAAAUAAAUAAAUAAGUUGGAAAAAGCUAUGGGACAUCAUAUCAUAAGAGGAAAAUGCAAUGGACAAUGAAGUUGGUCAUAAUCCAAAGCAGGAACGUUCAAGGACAAGGUGGACAGCAUCCCUCGAUAAGCUAUUUGCAGACUUGGUUGUGAAGCAGAUUCAACUGGGUAACAGACCAAACAAUGUUUUUGACAAGAAAACAUGGAAUCUCAUUCGUGAGGAAUUUAAUGAGCAAACAGAUCUCAACUUCAAUAACAAUCAAUUAAGGAAGCACCUGGAUGUUCUGCGGACACGCUUCUAUAAUCUGAAGUCAGCUUCUGAUCAAAAUAAUGACUAUGCUUUGGAUUGUUGCAUUGGGUUUGAUCUGUGGGAAGACAUCAGGGCACAGACUAGGCCUGAAAUGAGCAGAGUCAAGGACAGCCCCAUAUAUGAGCAGCUAUGUGCAAUUUUCACAGAUUCAGCAGCUGAAGGGAAAUAUGCACAAUCCAGUCACUAUGAAGAGCUGGACAAGUCUGCUCGAAUGGAUUCUGCUAGACUAAUUUCAUGUCAAGAUGGUGGAAUCUCAUGUUCUACGAAUCCAUCAUCAUCAAUACAUGUGCAAGGCAACAUGUCAUCAGCAGAAAAGGUAAUAAAAAAUAUUGCACAGAGAAAAAGGAAAGUUCCAUCUGAGACACAUUCUUUCUUGGGUCAGAGGAGAAGGGAUCAAGAAAUCUAUGAUACUAUGGCAGAAGCCUUGUCAGAAAUGAUUGCUGCUUUGAAGUCGAGGGCAGUUGCAACAACAACAGGUGACGAUCAAUUUAGUAUCACUAGUUGCAUUAGGGCACUGGAUGAGAUACAGGACAUUGAGGAACGGCUCUAUUUUGCUGCACUGGACCUAUUUGAGGACCCCAGUUUAAGGGAGACAUUCAUAUCUCUGAAAGGUGACAAGAUCCGGCUGGCAUGGUUGCGGGGCAAGUGUGGUAAAACAACCUACGGUUAGUUCAGGGACUGCAUGACUUUUUGGCUAAGUGGGGAAUGUAAAUGUCACCUUCACUAAUUUUGCUCUAGCGAACUAGGUUGUUCGUAUCAUUUCUUCCAUUUUUAGGUUGAAAUGGUUCUUUUUUAAUGCUGUUAUCCUCUUUACUGACGUAGUUUUGUUCAUAAUUGUUUUCUUGAUUCAUGGAUAAGAUGAUGAUGCAGUGAGCGUUUUAUAUCCUAUUUAUGUAUAGAAUUGGAUGCGU